Labrus bergylta (ballan wrasse) is the source of this 1506-nucleotide messenger RNA. The record is from RefSeq and is a predicted model, not a curated record. NCBI's taxonomy places the organism in Eukaryota, Metazoa, Chordata, Actinopteri, Labriformes, Labridae.
UCCAUCCACCGCGCAGCAGCAGCAGCAGCAAGCAAGAGCAAGAGGAAGAGCAGCAGCAAGCAGCAGCAGCCCACUAUAUUGCAAGGCUUCCCGUUACUAGCGCAGCCCCAUCAUCUGCACCUUCCCUCCUUCGUUGUUGUUGGUGGUCGGAGCUUCUGGGAGGGGGUCAUUAUUUCGCAGGGACACUAUACGAGGAGGAGGAGGAGGCAUUUCCGAGACACCGACAGAAAGCGUGUAGCCUCAGAUUCAGCACCACACGGUUGAGGAAAGCGUCCCGGAUUGAGUCGAUUUUUUUCACUCCUCGCCGUGAACAGGAGGGUACCAUUUUUUUUUGUGUGUGAGAGUGUGUGUGCGUGUGUGUGUGUGUGUGUGUGGGAAUACUCCAAGAAACCAAGGCGCUAAACACAGUUUGUGGACCUGCAAGAGGUGUCAAAUCAAAACGGUUAAGAGACCAUGACGACCGCCACGUCCCCCAUCCUGUUGAAAUGGGACCCUAAGAGUCUGGAAAUCCGCACCCUGACUGUGGAGAGGCUUUUGGAGCCGCUGGUCACACAGGUUACCACCCUGGUGAACACCAGCAACAAAGGGCCAUCCAGUAAGAAGAAGGGGCGCUCCAAGAAGGCUCACGUCCUGGCAGUCUCUGUGGAGCAGGCGACCCAGAACUUUCUGGAAAAGGGGGAGCAGAUCGCUAAGGACAGCCAGGACCUGAAGGAGGAGCUCAUUGCUGCUGUGGAGGAUGUUCGUAAGCAAGGAGAGACGAUGCGUAUCGCCUCGUCAGAGUUUGCCGAUGACCCGUGUUCCUCUGUGAAGCGUGGCACCAUGGUGAGGGCCGCCCGCGCCCUGCUCUCUGCUGUCACCCGCCUGCUCAUCCUCGCCGACAUGGCUGAUGUCAUGAGGCUGCUGGCUCACCUGAAGAUUGUGGAGGAGGCCCUGGAGGGAGUUAAGAACGCGACCAAUGAGCAGGACCUGGCCAACCGCUUCAAGGAGUUUGGGAAGGAGAUGGUGAAGCUUAACUAUGUGGCGGCCCGGAGGCAGCAGGAACUGAAGGACCCACAGUGUCGAGAUGAGAUGGCAGCAGCACGUGGCGCCCUGAAGAAGAACGCCACUAUGCUGUACACAGCCUCCCAGGCUUUCCUGCGCCACCCAGAUGUGGCGGCAACACGUGCCAACCGGGACUACGUGUUCAAGCAGGUUCAGGAGGCCAUCGGAGGGAUUUCCAGUGCCGCUCAGGCCAGCUCACCUACUGAUGAGAAACACGGACACGCUGGCAUCGAGCUGGCUGCUGCCCUCAAUGAAUUCGAUAACAAGAUCAUCCUGGACCCGCUAACGUUCAGUGAGGCUCGUUUCCGGCCCUCUCUGGAGGAACGCUUGGAGAGCAUCAUCAGUGGAGCUGCACUGAUGGCCGACUCUUCAUGCACACGUGACGACCGCCGUGAACGCAUCGUGGCUGAGUGCAACGCUGUUCGACAGGCCCUUCAAGACUUGUUGAGCGAGUACAUGAACAAU